AUGAAGAGCCGUAUAGGACGCAAAUUAGCUAUUGAAGAAUUACACAUGGCCGAAGAAAGUUCAAAAUUACAUAUAAGCGACGAUAAGGAUUAUCUUGGACGUUCAUUUAUGGAAGCUCCAAAAAGUAUUGGUGUCAAUUUAAAACCUGAUCACGUCCCUGAAAGAUGUUAUCCCCCAACAAAACAAGCAUAUACGUAUAAUGGACAUACUAAACCUGUUACAGCAAUUAGAUGGUUUCCAAAAAGUGCACAUUUAUUUAUUUCUUGUUCAAUGGAUGGAAAGGUCAAACUUUGGGAAGUUUAUGGAAACCGAAAACUAAUACGUACAUAUAUUGGACAUAAAGUUCCAGUAAAAGAUAUUUACUUCAAUAAUGACGGGACAGAACUUUUAUCUGCAGCAUAUGAUAAUUAUAUAAAAUUGUGGGAUACUGAAACUGUAAAAUCUCGUUUUACAAUUGGCGCUCAUAGAGCUUAUGUAGUCAAAUUUAAUCCGGAUGAUGACAAACAAAAUUUAUUUUUAGCGGGGAUGUCAAACAAAAAAAUUAUUCAGUGGGAUACGAGAAGUGGGGAAAUUGAACAGGAAUAUGACCGUCACCUUGGCCCUGUCAACUCGAUUACCUUUUUUGAUAAAAACAGACGAUUUGUGUCUACGUCGGAUGACAAAUCUCUUCGUAUUUGGGAAUUUGGAAUUCCUGUUGAUACAAAAAUUAUUCAACAUGCUGGUUUACAUUCAAUACCUUCAAUGACGAAAGCUCCAAAUGAAAAAUGGGUCGUUGGUCAAUCUAUGGAUAAUCGAAUCGUGUUGUUCCAAGUAAUGGAUGAUAAACUUAGAUUUGCGAGGAAAAAAGCAUUUAGAGGUCAUAAUACUGCUGGGUAUGCAUGUUCUACAGAUUUUUCGCCAGAUAUGAGUUUUUUGGCUUCUGGCGACGCAGACGGAAAAAUUACAAUGUGGGAUUGGCGUACACACAAAAUUGUUUCGACAUGGAAAGCCCAUGAAAAUGUGUGUAUUUCUACUCUUUGGCAUCCACACGAAAAAAGUCGAAUGAUUAGUUGUGGAUGGGAUAAUACAAUAAAAAUGUGGUUUUAA
Messenger RNA from Meloidogyne enterolobii, 1086 nucleotides. The record is from the annotation of a GenBank genome assembly. NCBI's taxonomy places the organism in Eukaryota, Metazoa, Nematoda, Chromadorea, Rhabditida, Meloidogynidae.